Messenger RNA from Exophiala bonariae, 1050 nucleotides. RefSeq lists its product as uncharacterized. The record is from RefSeq and is a predicted model, not a curated record. Gene Ontology annotation, biological process: intracellular signal transduction; protein autophosphorylation; peptidyl-serine phosphorylation. Bases 1 to 1050 code for a protein of 349 amino acids. Gene Ontology annotation, cellular component: cytoplasm; nucleus. Gene Ontology annotation, molecular function: ATP binding; calmodulin binding; calcium-dependent protein serine/threonine kinase activity. The transcript is spliced from 2 exons. Lineage: Eukaryota; Fungi; Ascomycota; Eurotiomycetes; Chaetothyriales; Herpotrichiellaceae.
AUGACCGACGUGGCCGAAGACGAGGCUGAAGAGGAGGCGAACAAUCUGAAGCUGAUCAUCGCGACUUCAGACGAGCCUUAUGAUCGUGAGUUGGUGAAUGUCCUUGACCUAGUCCACUUGGGGCUCAAAACCCCCCGAGUGGAGAGAAAAUGGUGGCGCGACAGAGAUGACUUGGGGUUCGGCGCAUAUGGUGUUGUGUAUCGAGAAAGAUGGAAAGAAGAUAAGAGGGUCGACGACAAGGGCACAAGAGUGGUCAAAGUCAUCGACAGAGCAAAGAUCCAGUCGGGGCAGAGAGGUGGCCCCCAAAACGAUGGGCCGAAGUAUCAGGAUACUGGGCUUUUCGUUUAUUUUCAUGGCUGGUACGAAUCUGCAAACCUUGCCAAGGUCACACUGGUCAUGGAGGAUAUUCCACGUGGAAAUCUCGGGAAAUGGGUGGAGAACCACGGUGGGAAGCUCGCAGAAGAUGGUGUUAUCGAGAUUGCUUCCCAAAUGUUGACGGCUCUGAAAUAUAUGCAUGAAGACAAUUUCAUUCACCGCGAUCUGAAGCCUGAGGUGCGUGGACUCGUCUUACCCUGGCAUGACACCUACCACUCUCUCUGUCAAGAUGCUAAGCGUUACCUAGAACAUUUUAAUCCAAAGGGAGGGUCCUCGUUGGUGGAUCAAACUUGCGGAUUUCGGCUUCUCCAAGGGGUAACGGCCCGCACGGUCGUGGAUACAUAUGGAGGAACAAAGGGAUAUAUCGCGCCCGAAAUCAGCCUGAGUAGGUCUGAUGAUGCUGAAUCAUCCGAGUACUCGCACCUCGUAGACAUCUGGUCGGCCGGAUGCGUGAUAUUCAGGCUGUUGAGCGGAGUGGUUCCCGAAGACCACGCAGAGAAGAAAAAGUUCCAAAAACAAAGUGACAUUCCCGACUUUCUGAAAGCGAGUCUUCUUACAGUGCGGCAAGAAGCAGCAGAUGGGCCGAUGAAAAACUGUGGCGAGAAUGACCUGUUCAUCGAGUCAAUCUUGCGAAACUACGGGAGGCCAACCUUUCAGAGCCGCUUUCAGCCUUGA